UGCAAGGGGGACCCCUGCCUCCAGAGGGGCUGUGGGUCACACUGUGGAUAGCGUGAGGCACUAGUGCAUCUGGACUCAGUGAUUCACACACUGCCUCUGGUUAACUGAGCUCUGCCAUGAGCCUGCUAUGACAUCGGCAAAGUAGGGUGUUUAGGUAAGACCAGGGUGGGUCAGGUAUUGAGCUUGUUGACCAAAUAGGGUUGACCAUUUUGUACUAGAGAACCCUGCAACCUAGCAGGUAAAAUUCUUUGAGUGGUUGGAGGAUUUGCAGGAAGCCAGUAUCAUUUCUUGCUCCUUCCCCGUGUUUUUUUUAAUUCCUUCCUAGUCUGUGGAGUCCCCAGAGAACCUUUUGAAGAAAAACAGAGGAUAAUUGGCGGAUCCGAUGCAGAUAUUAAAAACUUCCCCUGGCAAGUCUUCUUUGACAACCCGUGGGCUGGUGGAGCGCUCAUUGAUGAGUACUGGGUGCUGACGGCAGCUCAUGUUGUGGAGGGAAACCAGGAGCCAACAAUGUAUGUUGGGUCCACCUCAGUGCAGACCUCACGGCUGGCAAAAUGCAAGAUGCUGACUUCUGAGCAUGUGUUUAUUCAUCCGGGAUGGAAGCUGCUGGAAGUCCCAGAAGCACAAACAAAUUUUGAUAAUGACAUUGCACUGGUGCAGCUGAAAGACCCAGUGAAAAUGGGACCCACCGUCGCCCCCAUCUGCCUACCAGGCACCUCUGCUGACUACAACCUCAUGGAUGGGGACCUGGGACUGAUCGCAGGCUGGGGCCGAACAGAGAAGAGAGAUCGCGCUCUUCGCCUCAAAGCGGCAAGGUUACCUGUAGCUCCUUUAAGAAAGUGUAGAGAAGUGAAAGUGGAAAACCCCAAAGCAGAUGCAGGGGCCUAUGUUUUCACUCCUAACAUGAUCUGUGCUGGAGGAGAGAAGGGCAUGGAUAGCUGUAAAGGGGACAGUGGUGGGGCCUUUGCUGUACAGGAUCCCAAUGACAAGGCCAAAUUCUACGUAGCUGGCCUGGUGUCCUGGGGACCCCAGUGUGGGACCUAUGGGCUCUACACACGGGUACAGAACUAUGUUGACUGGAUAAAGAAGACUAUGCAGGAAAAUAGCACCCCCAGUAAGGAUUAAUCCGGAUACAUCCCACCAGCCUCUCCAAGGGGCGUGACCAAUGCAUUGCCUUCUGUUCCUUAUGAUAUUCUCAUUAUUUCAUCAUGACUAAAGGAAGACAUGAGCGAAUGAUUUAAAUAGAACUUGAUUGUUGAGAUGCCUGGCUGGAAGUAGAGAGGUAGAGUUUGAUCAUAGAAUUGUGCUGGUCAUUCAUUCAUGGUCUGACUCCUUGGGGUCCUUUCCCCUGAGUACCUAUUGUAGAUAACACUAUGGGUGGGGCACUCCUAUCUUGCACUAUUCCACAGGGACACUUUAAUUCUUUGUUUCCUCUUUACCUGUUCAAAAUUCCAUUUACUUGAUCAUUCUCAGUAUCCACUGUCUCUGUACAAUAAAGUAUGUUUAUAAGCAAA
Messenger RNA from Mandrillus leucophaeus (drill), 1511 nucleotides. Its product is annotated as complement C1s subcomponent-like. Gene Ontology annotation, molecular function: serine-type endopeptidase activity. The coding region runs from base 508 to 1122 and encodes 204 amino acids. Gene Ontology annotation, biological process: proteolysis. The transcript has a single exon. The record is from RefSeq and is a predicted model, not a curated record. NCBI's taxonomy places the organism in Eukaryota, Metazoa, Chordata, Mammalia, Primates, Cercopithecidae.